This is a messenger RNA of Apodemus sylvaticus (European woodmouse), 3080 nucleotides long. It is a transcript of the gene Prdm9, whose product is annotated as PR/SET domain 9. The transcript is spliced from 11 exons. The record is from RefSeq and is a predicted model, not a curated record. Lineage: Eukaryota; Metazoa; Chordata; Mammalia; Rodentia; Muridae. Gene Ontology annotation, cellular component: nucleus. The coding region runs from base 394 to 2937 and encodes 847 amino acids. Gene Ontology annotation, molecular function: RNA polymerase II cis-regulatory region sequence-specific DNA binding; recombination hotspot binding; zinc ion binding. Gene Ontology annotation, biological process: regulation of transcription by RNA polymerase II; positive regulation of reciprocal meiotic recombination.
CUCCGCGGCGGGAAGAACGCAGGCGGUGGCCGCAGAGCCACAGGAUUCCGGACCAUGAGUACAGGCGAGACAGACCUUCAAGAGCAGCGCGACUUUCUAGGCUCAGCCCGUGAGACCCCGUGCCCCCGAAAUUAGAUUCGGAGCCCCUCAGUGUGACACGCGCUCCCACGCACGCACACACACACCCGGUCACCUCAAACGCACCUGUGCGGCGCCAGCCCCCCCUCUGCCUGAGGAACCGGCGUAGCUCGCCUCAGGGAGACCGAGUUUCCAGACCGGAAACCUGGACUCUCGGCGUGGAGACCCCAAACGCCCCCAGUCUGAGGACCUGUCGCUCUAAGAUACGCUUCCGACCGUAGGACCCUGGACCUCUCCAGGGAAACGUCCUGCACCAUGGACACCAACAAGCUGGAAGAGAAGCAUCCUGAAGGAGAUGCGGCGAAACCCGAGUGGCAACCCAAGGUCAAAGACGAGUUCAAAGACAUUUCCAUAUACUUCUCCAAAGAAGAAUGGGAAGAGAUGGGAGAGUGGGAGAAAAUUCGCUAUAGAAAUGUGAAAAGGAACUAUAAAAUGCUGAUUUCUAUAGGUCUCAGAGCCCCUAGACCAGCUUUCAUGUGUUACCAAAGGCAAGAGAUCAAGCUCCAGAUAAACGACAGCGAGGAUUCUGAUGAGGAGUGGACGCCUAAGCAGCCAGUCAGUCCAUCUUGGGUGCCUUUCCGGGUGAAGCACAGUAAACAACAGAAGGAAUCACCUAGGAUGCCAUUAAGUGGUAAAUCUAAUGUGAACGAAGGGUCUGGAAAUUUGCUGAAAACAAGUGGCUCAGAACAUGCCCAGAAACCAGUGUCCGUCCCUGAAGAAGGAAAUACCUCCGGACAGCACUCUGGAAAAAAAUUAAAACUCAGGAAAAAGAAUGUUGAAGUGAGGAUGUACAGGCUGCGAGAGAGAAAGGGCCUUGCAUAUGAAGAGGUCAGCGAGCCCCAGGAUGAUGACUACCUCUAUUGUGAGAAGUGCCAGAAUUUCUUCAUCGACAGUUGUCCCAACCAUGGGCCUCCACUAUUUGUAAAAGACAGUGUGGUGGACAGGGGACAUCCCAACCACUCAGUCCUCAGCCUGCCCCCUGGGCUGAGAAUUGGUCCAUCGGGCAUCCCUGAAGCUGGACUUGGAGUGUGGAAUGAAGCGUCUGAUCUACCAGUGGGUCUGCACUUUGGCCCCUAUGAGGGCCAGCUCACAGAGGAUGAAGAGGCAGCCAACAGUGGAUACUCCUGGCUGAUCACCAAGGGAAGAAACUGCUAUGAGUAUGUGGAUGGACAGGAUGAGUCCCAAGCCAACUGGAUGAGGUAUGUGAACUGUGCCCGGGAUGAUGAAGAGCAGAACCUGGUAGCCUUUCAAUAUCACAGGAAAAUCUUCUACCGCACCUGCCGGGUUAUCAGACCAGGUUGUGAGCUUCUGGUCUGGUAUGGGGAUGAGUACGGCCAGGAGCUGGGCAUUAAGUGGGGAAGCAAGAUGAAGAAAGGACUCACAGCAGGAAGAGAACUAAGGACAGAGAUUCAUCCCUGUCUUUUGUGCUCUUUGGCCUUCUCAAGUCAGAAAUUCCUCACUCAUCAUGUGGAAUGGAAUCAUCGCACUGAAAUCUUCCCAGAAACAUCUGCAAGAAUAAAUGCCAAACCAGGAGUUUCCCGUCCAGGUCAGCUUCAGGAACAACAUUGUGAUUCACAGAACAAAAAUGACAAGGCCAGCAAUGAAAUAAAAAGAAAAUCCAAUCCCAGGCAUAAAUGGACAAGACAGAGGAUUUCAACAACCUUUCCCAGCACACUCAAACAACAAAUGAGAUCUGAGGGAGGUAAGAGAACUGUGGAAGAAGAGAUCAGAACAGUUCAGUCAACAAAUACAGACGACAAAGUCAAAUCAGUUAUUGCAUCAGAAAUCUCAAGAGUUGAAAGACAAUGUGGGCAAUGUUUCAGUGAUAAGUCAAAUGUCAGUGAGUGCCAGGGGACACACACAGGGGAGAAGCCCUGUGUUUGCAGGGAGUGUGGGCGGGGCUUUACACAGAAGUCACACCUCAACCGUCACCAGAGGACACACACUGGGGAGAAGCCCUAUGUUUGCAGGGAGUGUGGGCGGGGCUUUACACAGAAGUCAAACCUCAUCCAGCACCAGAGGACACACACUGGGGAGAAGCCCUGUGUUUGCAGGGAGUGUGGGCGGGGCUUUACAUGGAAGUCACUCCUCAUCCAGCACCAGUGGACACACACUGGGGAGAAGCCCUAUGUUUGCAGGGAGUGUGGGCGGGGCUUUACACUGAAGUCAGACCUCAACCGUCACCAGAGGACACACACUGGGGAGAAGCCCUAUGUUUGCAGGGAGUGUGGGCGGGGCUUUACACGGAAGUCACUCCUCAUCCAGCACCAGAGGACACACACUGGGGAGAAGCCCUAUGUUUGCAGGGAGUGUGGGCGGGGCUUUACACGGAAGUCACUCCUCAUCCAGCACCAGAGGACACACACUGGGGAGAAGCCCUAUGUUUGCAGGGAGUGUGGGCGGGGCUUUACACAGAAGUCAGACCUCAACCGUCACCAGAGGACACACACAGGGGAGAAGCCCUAUGUUUGCAGGGAGUGUGGGCAGGGCUUUACACUGAAGUCAAACCUCAACCGUCACCAGAGGACACACACAGGGGAGAAGCCCUGUGUUUGCAGGGAGUGUGGGCGGGGCUUUACACAGAAGUCAAACCUCAUCCAGCACCAGAGGACACACACUGGGGAGAAGCCCUGUGUUUGCAGGGAGUGUGGGCGGGGCUUUACAUGGAAGUCACUCCUCAUCCAGCACCAGUGGACACACACUGGGGAGAAGCCCUAUGUUUGCAGGGAGUGUGGGCGGGGCUUUACACGGAAGUCAAACCUCAACUGUCACCAGAGGACACACACUGGGGAGAAGUAAUAUCGUUUCAAAAAGAAAGAGAAAGCCAAUAGCAAUGAAACCACAUUUCAACAAUUACAGGAAGACAAAUGUAGCCACUAAGCAUCUGCUCUAAAACUUCUGAGAAGUCUACUGAUUUUCAAAACUAGAAUAUAAAAUGACUA